UUCUCGCCGUUGCCAUGGGAGACGCGGCAGCGCUCUUGCUCUGGUGUGGCUCACAAACAGCUGAAGUCAGAAACUCUCCGUUACAAUCACUGGAAAUCAGGAUGAGUUUACUAUUCAGAUGGGUGAUUUUAUAAUUCACACGGAAUUAAGGGAGAAGAAGUCUGCGUUUCGACUUGUGCGGGUUUAAAGGCUGUAUGGAGUUCUGAAUCAGACAGAGAUUAGAGAUGCCCAGAGCGUCUCAUCUCCUCCUGCACUCAGUGAAAUUAACCCGUAAUCCCCUCAGUGACCUGCUGCUCUUCCUGUGUAACACCUUGGAUAACACGCGCUGAAGGACUCUGACUCACGGCCCAGUCCACACACGAGGCCAGUGUGACAGCAGUCCAGCUCUGCUUAUUCCACUGGUGAGUAGGAGGAACAUCUCAACACACUCUGAUGAGGAUUUCAGCUCUUCAGGAACAUUAAUGUUCACCUGAGCAUUUGAAUGUUUACUCAUCAGUCUAUCCAGCAUGGCUGACGCCAGGAUUAAACGGUCCGUGGAACAACUCCAGGAAUUAUCGUCGCUGUGCUUUGGUUUUUCAUGAAGUACCAGGAAGUGAGAUGGAAUUUCCUCCACAUAAUCACGGCGAGAUGAUCUCCAUGUCAGACGUCUGCUGAAGAGUUUCAUAUGGCGGAGGGCUGUGGUGGUGUCGUUGUGUAGUAUAUUCCGGAUCACUGCAGACAUGCUCCAGACAAAUAACUACUCGCUGGUGCUGCUGAUCCAGCUGGCACUGCUGGCCUUUGACCUGUUCGUCAAUUCCUUUAGCGAACUGCUGCGGUCUGCUCCGGUCAUACAGCUCGUGCUCUUCAUAAUUCAGGACAUCGGCAUCCUGUUUAACGUGAUCAUCAUUCUUCUCAUGAUGUUCAACACAUACGUGUUCCAGGUGGGGCUGGUGUCACUGUUAUUGGAGCGAUUCCGAGCGCUGCUGAUACUGUCUGCACUCUACCUCACCCUCAGCAUCUGCUUUCACUGCUGGGUCAUGAACCUGAGGUGGAUGGAGUCCAAUCGUUUCGUGUGGACGGACGGUCUGCAGGUUCUCUUUGUGUUCCAGAGAUUAGCUGCUGUGUUGUAUUACUACUUCUACAAACGUACAACUGAGUACCUGGGAGACCCCAGACUUUACGAAGAUUCCCCGUGGCUCCGUGACGCAUUCGCUAGAGCCCGACAGUGAAACGAAGCACCUGGAAACCAACCCUUAAUGGUGCAAGAGGGACAUUAACAUUGUGGAAUACAACACGCGACCAAAGCAUUUCAAGAAACAAAACAGAUGGACUCUUUCAGAGCCCUGCCACCUUAAAACAAACUUCUGAAUUGUAGGAAAGAGCCAAGAUGGCUUCCAUGGAGCACACUGGCUGAUGGAGAAAUUGUAUUUUUGUGUUUUUAAUGACUGAGGAGCGCAACGUGAAAUAAAGCAUCUUGAAACUUCACAUCUGAACGUCUCUAAACACACCUUAUAGUACAAACAGUCUUACUGCCAGCACUGGGUCUAAAGCUACAAUUGUCAUAAAUUGCUUCUCACCUGUUGGUUGCGUAGACAUCUUGUUGUGUAGGAUGUAGUACAUACUAAAAUGUCUUUUUAUAUGGUUUUGGAUCACUGCUUGAGCAGCGUUUGAUCGUACAGUGGAGAGAUUUUAUUCACUUCAGUUUGCCUUUGAAACAACGAGAAUUUGGUCUGAGGAAUCAUCAUAUUUUUUGUAUAUUGUGCCCAUUUUGUAAACAUUUUGUUUGUAUUAUUUUAAUAAACAUCCUCCAUAAUGUCACACGUUCGCUAUAUUUUCAAUAAAUUGUCCACGGAGCAUCAACAAAGUGCCUCACUGUUCACCCAACACUAGCAGAGCGUCAGUGCACUUGUUAUGCCGUAUAUUGUGAUUGUUUUUUUUCCUGUCACUACUGAUGUUGUAUUAAUAAACA
Molecule: messenger RNA, 1948 nt
Organism: Labeo rohita (rohu)
Lineage: Eukaryota; Metazoa; Chordata; Actinopteri; Cypriniformes; Cyprinidae
Gene: tmem138
Product: transmembrane protein 138
Exons: 6
Coding region: 720-1208 (162 amino acids)
Cellular component (GO): cilium
Source: RefSeq, a predicted model, not a curated record